GGAGCGGUUAUCGGGCAUGACUAGAAAUCAUGUGGGCUCUGCCCGCGCAGGAGUCCGCCGCCGAUUACAUUUGUAGAUAGAAACAGGCAUUUUGAUUCCGCCGACAUGUUUUUAUUUUUAGUUGUCCGAUGAAGCCUAUACGAUCUGAUUUCAUAGAAAUGAAUGAGAAGGUUGAAAAUGGUCUGAUUUCAAUCUGAGUUCCGCUACAUUUCAAUGGCAUCAACAAGCAGAAGAUCGACGCCCCCAGAGGACGAGGAGUUCGAACAUUUUGAUGAUUUCACUUUGGCAUCUUCAUGGGAAAGGUUCAUAUCUGAGAUAGAGGCAGUUUGCAGGCAAUGGCUGGCAGAUGGCCCUAGUAAUUUAUUGAAGAAGGAUGCUGUUUGCUUGGAUGCCUUUGAAGGACUUUAUAAAGUCAAAUCUGAACUUAAGUAUGCUACUAAAAGCUAUCUGAUGGAGUACUAUUUUGAAACAAAUAGUGAUGGAAAAACAAGUGAUUGGACUCAUGCGUUGCACGAUUUGCAGGUCUCCUUUGGGGUGAAAGACUUUCUGGUGAUUGCUCCACUCAGUGCAAGUGGUGUACUUCUUGAUAGACCAGAGGCCACCAAGCUAUUAAGUGCAGUUGCUAUUGCAUUAUCCAACUGUUUCAGUCUGUGGCCUGCUUUUGUUCCAGUUCAUGAUCCAUCUCGUAAAGCUUACAUUGGCAUUCAGAAUAUGGGUACACUUUUCACAAGAAGAUUCGAGGCUGAUUGUAUUGGUAGUCAGGUUCCUGUGAGGCUUAUGCACUUGGAGGGACUAUAUGAGCUAUUUGUCUCUAAAUUUGCCUUCAAUAUGGACUUGUCAGUGCAUCUAUUCAAAGUGAACCUCAAGAUGAAGCUGACCUACAAGUCGCUUCCUUGCGAUGAUGAUGAUGGUGAUAAUGAUACCCAAGAAACGGAUGCUGAAAUACAGGAGUCUGACGAGAGUCCCAAAAGCUACAGACAUAACAAAACACAUUGGGAUGAUGACUGCCCUUGGAGUGAGUGGUACACAGCUGAGGACCCAAUAAAGGGAUUUGAAUUGUUUGCCAUAUGGUCUGAGACAAUCAUUGGAAGCUCGGCAGAUAUGGCGGUAUUGGAAAAUGCUUCACCCUUUGAAGCUGAGAAGUGGUUGAUAUCUCCAAAUUUAUCUGAAGCUAUCACUGGUAAUGGGAAAAUCAUUGGAUUUUCAUCGCAAUUGCAUCUUUUAGUUGAUGCUUUGGCUAAGUCUUUUCAGGCUCAAUUCAUGGAGGAUUUUGUUUCAGUUGAGAGUUCUGGAUCUGAAGGCAUAAAGUCUACUGCAGUCAUACCUCCACCAACAGUUCUUGCUCGUGUGCUUAAAGAUCUCUUUGAUAAUGCUGAAGGGGUGGGACUCCGUUUCCCUGAAGGUGAGCCUAAGAGUUCUCGGGCCAUCAAAGGCGCCCCUCUUCAAUCUCUUUUUGCACAGUUCUGUCUUCAUGCUCUUUGGUUUGGAGAUUGCAAUGUACGAGCAAUUGCUGUACUCUGGAUAGAGUUUGUAAGAGAAAUUCGUUGGUGUUGGGAAGAGUCACAGCCAAUACCGCGAAUGCCAGCAAAUGGUGUAAUUGACCUGUCAACUUCUUUGGUUAAUCAGAAAUUGCACAUGCUUGCAAUUUGCAUAGAUAAGAAACAGCAACAUAACCAAAAGCAUAAUCAGGGAAAAGGCGAAUACAAGGAUAUGCUUAAUACUAAUGUCAAGGAAGAUAAUCAGGAUUGGAGUGAGAUAUAUCCUGAUGAUGUGCCGGGUUCUUGUGAGGAACUUAACAGAUCUACUACAGAUGGUCCGCGUGAUACUCCCUCUGAGACGGAAAAACUUUUUAAUCAGAAGCUUCCAAGGCAUACUAGGAAAGGAUCAGCUGGUACAAUGGGGUCUAUGAUGCUUCUGAAAUCACAACAGAGCAUGCACACUCCAUACACCCAGGAUCCACUGCUUAUGACUGAAGACAUGCAUGAAGAACGUCUCCAAGCAAUUGAAGCUUUUGGCAAUUCUGUUAGCUCAGCUCAAUUGGAAAAAGAGGUUUUGUCAUCAGAUAUGUCUGCAUUUAAAGCAGCAAAUCCAGAUUCUGUAUUUGAGGAUUUUAUCAGAUGGCAUUCACCUAGAGACUGGGAGAGUGAUGAUAAUAAUGCAAUGGGAGGGUCAAUAAAAAAGUGGCCUCCUCAAGGAAGGCUUUCAGAAAGAAUGUCAGAUAAAGGAAAUUACUGGAGAAAAAUCUGGAAUGAAGCCCUUCCUUUGCCAGUUUCUGAGCAGAAGCCUCUUGUAGAUCCAAAUCGAGAAGGUGAAAAGGCUCUUCAUUAUUUGGAAACCUUGCGACCUAAUCAGUUGUUGGCUCAAAUGAUUUGCACGGCUUUCAGAGCAGCAGCUGACACACUAAAUCGGACAUCUUUUGGAGGUUUAAAACAAAUGUCAAUCAAAAUGGACCAACUCUAUCUCACCCUGGCAUCAACCUUGAGAUGCUUACAAAAGAAUGACCUUUCUGCUGAUGCUGAAAUUAUUGAUGACCUGAAGCGCCUUUCUUCCAUCUUUGAACAUGUGGAGAAGUUGGUCAUCGUUGCGGCUUCUGUUCAUCGUACAUUCUUGCAGGCGCCACGUUUAUCUGAAGCAAUUUUCAACGACUUUUUCAACUUCUACAUUCCUAAAAUGGGAACUGCUUCAGUUGGGGGUGAUACCAAGGAGUUCUUGAAGAAGCAACGCGUGAGACGGCGAGAGAGAGAGGUGGUUGCGAGCAUCUUCACUCCGCCCAACGCCAACCAGUCAUGGAGGAAAGUGCUGAGCAUGGGGAACCUCCUCAAUGGGAAUGAACCAAUCCUAAGGGAGAUCAUAUUUUCCAAAAGAGAAACAGUGGGUGGAAGUUAUUAUGCUACCAAUACUCCAAGGAACAAUGAACAACAGGAGGAUAUAGAGACACACAGGAUGUAUCUAUGUGGAACCUCCAAUGACCUGAGUGUAGCACUUGCUGUUGCCUCUUGUGACUGACUAAUCUUUUAUGCCUGGCUUCCAAUGAAACUUGGAGCUCCAU
This is a messenger RNA of Cuscuta campestris, 3049 nucleotides long. The record is from the annotation of a GenBank genome assembly. NCBI's taxonomy places the organism in Eukaryota, Viridiplantae, Streptophyta, Magnoliopsida, Solanales, Convolvulaceae.